AGACAGGAUUAUUAUCUCUCCCAGUGUGCUCUUGCUGCUAGCAAGUCAUCCAUGACAUACCAUCUUGGCGCGGUACUCGUAAAAGGAGGCAAAGUCAUAUCAACGGGCUAUAAUCAUCAUCGCACGCACUACGACGGAAACGACAUACUGAAGCACGGUCAUCGCAAACCCACUUCCAUGCACGCAGAAAUGCACGCCAUCUUUAGCUUGACUGGCAUGUCUCCUUCAUUUAAGCAGCAAGUUCAACUCUCGCUGCGACGUACCGCUGCAGCCAAAAGAAGGCCGCGGUCUGAAACACGUCUCACACAAGCUGGACGUGCCGCGCCCACACGGCAGCGCCCACCGAGAGGGCGGAAUGCACGCCGCAGGGACUCAAAGGUAAACGGUGCAGAUAUCUACGUUGCGCGCGUCAUCAAAAAUGGCCUGGGCGCUGCAAAGCCUUGUUGGCGAUGCAUACACUGGUGCUGGUGGUUUGGUGUGAAGAGGAUAUUCCAUUGGAAUCCUGUCAUCGGAGAUUUCGAGGUGUUAAAAGUAAAUGAAGGUUAUAAAGAUCACUACGAGACGCAAACCGAUGUACGACUUUUCGCGCGUUUAGUGAGUCACGUCUUAGUGUUUAGUCCUGGCUUUAAUCUGUUUGACAGAAACUACUGA
Messenger RNA from Suillus fuscotomentosus, 651 nucleotides. RefSeq lists its product as uncharacterized. The transcript has 3 exons. NCBI's taxonomy places the organism in Eukaryota, Fungi, Basidiomycota, Agaricomycetes, Boletales, Suillaceae. Gene Ontology annotation, molecular function: catalytic activity. The record is from RefSeq and is a predicted model, not a curated record. The annotation marks the transcript as partial.